UGUCAGUUCGCCAGAAGAGGGCAUUCGGAUUCUGUCUGACAAAGUUAUGGUGCGACAGGCGGUUGUGGUUAACCACUCACAAUCCUGCUGCAUCUCUGUACUGUCGGGAACUGUACAGGAGAGGAGAAACAUUCCCGAUGGAGUGGAGUACACUUCCAAACAAUAUUCUCUGAGUGCAAUAAUUUUGGACUGGAUUGAAAUUCUCUUAAACAUCACAAUUCUUAUUUGUAACAAAAUAUCCACGGAUUAAUCUACGGUACGCAUCAUCAUCUCGGGAAAGACAGUGUUUGCGCAUUAUGCUGCGAUGGAAUACACUGAGGUGGAUGGGGAUUGCUGGGAUUUCCAUAAGUUUGACUUGUGGUAGAUAACUUGGAUUUGGAAUCGCGCGUCUUCGGUUCUGUUUGUGACUUGAUGUAAAAAUGUUAGGAUUUAAAAUGGAUUCUUUCUGUUCGAGUGGAUGUUUAUUGUGAACAUUUUGUUUUGAGGGGAAUUAAAAGAUAUGGUCAGUGGUCAGUCAGGAGAGACUGAAGAUUUCCCGCGUCUGCUCUGCGGUGGAGGACUACAGGCGGGAACGUGCGCGUGUGGAAGAACCGAACCAUCUGAAGAGAGCGCGUGCCAUGCCGUUUCGGGUCUCGUGCGGUAGAAAGCUGUAAAACCUGUGGCGAGGAGUUUACUGAGACGCGGUGAUGGGCUUUGCCAUGAGGCACCGCUGGUUCAUGGUGCCACUGCUAAUGCAGGCAUGGCUCUCUGCCACUCCUUGCUUUGGUGAGCGUCCUUGCCCUCGGAGCUGCCGAUGUGAUGGCAAGAUUGUAUACUGUGAGUCUAGUGCAUUCCGUGAUGUUCCCAAGAACCUCUCUGGUGGCUGUCAAGGCCUCUCCCUGCGGUAUAACAGCUUGGCAAGCCUAAAGGCUGGACAAUUUGUUGGCCUCAACCAGCUAAUUUGGCUGUACCUGGACCACAACUACAUUGCCAAUGUGGAUACACGUGCUUUUCAAGGGAUACGGAGGCUCAAAGAGCUAAUAUUGAGCUCCAACAAGAUCACAAUUCUGCAUAACACCACAUUUCACCUGGUACCAAACUUGAGAAACCUUGACCUUUCUUACAACAAGCUACAGGCUCUGCAACCAGGGCAGUUCCAGGGUCUACGCAAGCUACUAAGUUUGCACAUGCGCUCCAAUUCCCUUAAGAAUCUUCCCUCUCGCCUUUUUCAGGACUGUCGUAAUCUUGAGUUCCUUGACCUUGGCUACAACCGUCUGCGCAGCAUUACUCGCAAUUCAAUGUCUGGCCUGCUGAAGCUAACUGAGCUGCAUAUUGAGCAUAACCAGUUCUCCAAAAUCAACUUUUUCAAUUUCCCACGCUUCUAUAACUUACGUGCUCUUUACCUACAGUGGAACCGCAUUAGGACCAUGAGUGAAGGCCUUACGUGGACCUGGACAUCAUUGCAGAAGCUGGACCUUUCAGGAAAUGACCUGCAGGAGAUAGAUGCAGAAGUGUACCGGGCCAUGCCGAAUCUGCAGACACUUAACCUGGAUUCAAACAAGCUUGUCAAUGUGUCUCAAGAAGCUGUGGAUGCCUGGAUCUCUCUGACUGCAAUUAGUCUGGCAGGAAAUAUGUGGGACUGUGGACCAGUUGUGUGUCCGCUAGUGGCCUGGCUGAGAACCUUCCGUGGAAACAAAGAAAUUAAUAUGAUUUGCGCAUCACCCAAAGAAGUCCAAGGGGAGAAGGUUAUGGAUGCAGUUGACGCCAAUAGAGUUUGCAUGAUUGCCCCUGCUAUGCCAUCAACUGUAAUUGCUCCCUCUACCCCUUUUGUUGCCUUUGCACAGACCCCAGCCAGCUCUUUUGUCCCGACUCUUAAAUCUGGAGACAGCAGAGGGGGCCUGGGGACAUCCUUGGAAGGUACCACCUCUUCAGCACCUUCUCAGCCCGCUGUCCCACCACCUGAGCAAGACUUUGAACCAGUAUCAUUCCACAAGAUAGUGGCAGGAAGUGUUGCCCUUUUCCUGUCAGUUGCAAUGAUCCUCCUGGUAAUUUAUGUCUCGUGGAAGCGCUAUCCAAGCAGUGUAAAGCAGCUGCAGGAAAACUCGGCUGCAGCUCGCAAACGUCGGAAAAAGUCACGGGAGACAGAGCGCACUCUCAGCACACCAUUGCAGGAGUACUAUGUGGACUACAAGCCUAAUAACACAGAGGGCACAGAUGUGCUAGUCAAUGGUACUGGACCAUGCACCUACACCAUCUCUGGCUCCAGAGAAUGUGAGGUCCCUCACCAGAUGAGCACGCUGACCUUCUACAGGUACGAGCAGCCCAUAGUGGACUACUGCCAGGCGCAUCAACCCCUGCGGCUCAACAUGAGUUACGAUGGUCCCCCCCAAAGCCUGGAGGGGCUGGAGGAGCUUCCCCCCCGCGAGAGGAGCACCAUCCAGACUGUGGCCCUUCCGGCAGUGCCCACCAUCAACUCGGGCACCGUGGGACCCUGCUCCCCACCCAGCCAGAGAGCGCCCAUGGAGGGGCCCAGCAUCCCCUACCCCACCACAGAACGCUCCAUUAACUAUCCAACAACAGAACGUUCCACCAGCACCCUCACUUUUAGACGCUAACAGCCCCGCUCGUAUAGCAAGGCAUGAUGGGUAAUUUCAAAAGAGGCUGUGCCUGGGUGGUGAUCCACAUUCUGCCGGCAUUAACGCAGCUGCGCGUCUGAAAACUGUGCAUACUGCUGCGCGCUAACUGUUUCUCGCGAAUAUAGAGAAGUGAAAAUCAUUCCCAACGACGUCGCUGGAGGACACGAGGAUCUGGCAUACGGUACACUUCUAUUGUGGAGUGUAGUGUAUUCUGGAAAAUGGGAUUCCAUUUGUCUUUUUCCAUCUUUUCUUUGUUCCGAAUCAAAGGCCAAUACAUGUUUUGUUGUCCCCGUUCUGCUCAAUGGCAAAUUAAAAUCCAAUGCAACAUGCAUGAGACGUUAAACGUGGCUUUGGUUUCAUUCAGCCCUCGCUCUGCACUGACGCUAGGACGGCUUCUCUGAGGAGUAGAUAAUGGCGAUUCUCCCAUGCUGAGUGAAGAAUGAAUAGGAAUGUGCAAUAAACAAGGUUUUUUUUUAUUUUUUUU
This is a messenger RNA of Rhinichthys klamathensis goyatoka, 3099 nucleotides long. RefSeq names its product leucine-rich repeat transmembrane neuronal protein 4. Bases 687 to 2594 code for a protein of 635 amino acids. Gene Ontology annotation, molecular function: protein binding. Lineage: Eukaryota; Metazoa; Chordata; Actinopteri; Cypriniformes; Leuciscidae. The transcript is spliced from 3 exons. The record is from RefSeq and is a predicted model, not a curated record.